This is a messenger RNA of Juglans regia (Persian walnut), 2533 nucleotides long. RefSeq names its product elongation factor 1-alpha. Gene Ontology annotation, biological process: translation; translational elongation. Gene Ontology annotation, molecular function: translation elongation factor activity; GTPase activity; GTP binding. Bases 724 to 2073 code for a protein of 449 amino acids. The transcript has 3 exons. The record is from RefSeq and is a predicted model, not a curated record. Lineage: Eukaryota; Viridiplantae; Streptophyta; Magnoliopsida; Fagales; Juglandaceae.
ACCUCGCUUACCACAAAUUAAUUUUUGAGAACGCCCCCAGAAAAAGAACGAAGUGAAAACGCAAAAGGAAGGCCAUGAGAUUGUAAGAGGCAUUGUUCAUUUCCUCGGUAGGGAUGCUGGUCCAAUAGGAAAAAGCGGAAGUGGCGAAGGCACGCAAGCAGAGAAAAGGCGCUUGAGGGCAAGGACGGUGGAAAUUUGAAAAUAUCUCAAUUUGGAUCCACUUGAGCUGGAGCGAAUCCGAGACCAAUUUCCUUGGCGCCGACUCGACGGUGAGGACUGAGGAAGCAGAGGCAGUCAAUAAUCGACCGAGAAACUAAGAAAAAUUCUUUGAUGACGUUGUCCGCCAGCGUUUCCUUGUUUCUACGACUUCUUCGACAAUCGAGACUAAAUUACACGCUCUUCAAGAGCGCGUGUACGCAGUCCACAUACCAACAAUGCCAUGGCUCCAUGGCUGAGUAGCGAGCUCUCGAAAAAAAAAAUGAAAAAUGCGUAAUCACCUCUCAAACAGCAACUGAGGGUAUUUACGUAAACUGAGGGUUUCUUUUUUUUUUUUUUUUUUUUGCCGAGAAAAAAAAAAGCAACUGAGGGUAUUUACGUAAACUUAACGGAUGUAGAUGUUGUAUAAAUUUAGUUUCGGCAAACCCUACUUUACGCUCUGCUCCCUGUUUGUGUCGCGGCCGGGUUCUAUAUUCAGUUUUAACAUUUUCAAGCCAAGAUUUCAUAAUGGGCAAGGAAAAGGUUCACAUCAACAUUGUGGUCAUUGGUCAUGUCGACUCAGGCAAGUCGACCACCACUGGCCACUUGAUCUACAAGCUUGGGGGUAUUGACAAACGUGUUAUUGAGAGGUUUGAGAAAGAAGCUGCUGAGAUGAACAAGCGAUCGUUCAAGUAUGCUUGGGUGCUCGACAAGCUCAAGGCAGAGCGUGAGCGUGGUAUCACCAUUGAUAUUGCCUUGUGGAAAUUUGAGACCACCAAGUAUUACUGCACAGUCAUUGACGCCCCUGGACACCGUGACUUUAUUAAGAACAUGAUCACUGGAACCUCCCAGGCUGAUUGUGCCGUUCUUAUCAUUGACUCUACCACUGGUGGUUUCGAAGCUGGUAUUUCCAAGGAUGGACAAACCCGUGAGCAUGCUCUCCUUGCCUUCACCCUUGGUGUCAAGCAAAUGAUUUGCUGCUGCAACAAGAUGGAUGCUACAACUCCAAAAUACUCAAAGGCAAGGUAUGAUGAAAUCGUGAAGGAAGUCUCUUCCUACCUGAAGAAGGUUGGAUACAACCCUGACAAGAUUCCUUUCGUCCCCAUCUCUGGAUUUGAGGGUGACAAUAUGAUUGAGAGGUCCACCAACCUUGACUGGUAUAAGGGUCCAACCCUUCUUGAUGCCCUUGAUAUGAUCCAGGAGCCCAAGAGACCUACAGACAAGCCCUUGCGUCUUCCACUACAGGAUGUCUACAAGAUUGGAGGCAUUGGAACCGUGCCUGUGGGUCGUGUCGAGACUGGUAUUAUCAAGCCUGGUAUGCUUGUGACUUUUGGUCCCACAGGAUUGACCACUGAAGUUAAGUCUGUUGAGAUGCACCAUGAGGCUCUCCAAGAGGGUCUUCCUGGAGAUAAUGUUGGCUUCAAUGUGAAGAAUGUUGCAGUCAAGGAUCUCAAGCGUGGGUUUGUUGCCUCAAACUCCAAGGAUGACCCUGCCAAGGAGGCAGCCAACUUCACAUCCCAAGUUAUCAUCAUGAACCACCCUGGCCAGAUUGGAAAUGGCUAUGCCCCUGUCCUUGAUUGCCACACCUCCCACAUUGCUGUCAAAUUCGCCGAGAUCAUCACCAAGAUUGACAGGCGUUCUGGUAAGGAGCUUGAGAAGGAGCCCAAGUUCUUGAAGAAUGGUGAUGCCGGAUUUGUUAAGAUGAUUCCCACAAAGCCAAUGGUGGUCGAAACUUUCUCCGAGUAUCCCCCACUUGGUCGUUUUGCUGUCAGGGAUAUGCGUCAAACUGUGGCUGUUGGUGUCAUCAAGAGCGUAGAGAAGAAGGAUCCUUCUGGAGCCAAGGUGACCAAGUCUGCAGCUAAAAAGGGUGUCAAGUGACUUGUGCGGUUUGGGGUUUCUGCAAAUGAAGGCCAUUAUCAAAGUUGUCACAGUAAGGAUUGGGUUCUUGCCAGUUAUCUAUCCAUUAGAAGUAAGUGUUCGUUUUGUUGGCUAUAGCUUCAAGUCCGCAGUCAUCCCGUAGGUACUGGUCACAGAACUGGGUGCUUGACCGGCGGCGGUGGCUGGACUGCCAUCCUUGUGAUAAUAUAUCUUUUGUCGUUGGUACUGUCUUGUGAGACUUUUAUUUCUUAAGCAGCAAUGGGGUUUUUUAGGUCUGUGCCUUGGCUGCCGGGAUGCUUUCCAUUUACAUUCAUAAUAUAUCAAAUUUUUGCCUGUGGUAUUUGAAGCUACCUCGCUCUGCUUUGUUAAUUUUGCUGCAUGCAGCUGCUGGUUAGUUUUUUUGUACACUGCGUGCUUUUUACCAGCUUCUUAGUAGAUUGAUCAGCGGGUGGGUGUUUUA